AUGGCUCAGCAAAUAGUUCCAGGAUUCACAAGAAAUGGGCCACAGCGACCGAGAAAUAAUAUAAACAUGGAAAUCGUGCCUGACGCUGAGCUACAAAUGGAAGCUGGAUCAAACAGGGUGACUUAUAUGUGGAUUUACAAUGUCGCAAUGAUCCGAGUGCUAUACAGGACUAGCGAUUCGGAGAGAUAUAUUUCCAGCUUUCGAACUGCUCCAAUCUCACGCGAUCCAUUUACUAUUAAGCAAUAUGUCGACAAGUAUGUUAUCCUAUCACGUGCCAAAGUUGACACAAAUUCUCCUGAAGUGAAGCAAGCGCUCUCAAAUAUGACAUGCAUCCCUUCUGAAGAAAUCUACAAAUGUCUUUUGAACAUGCAAAUCAAUCUUCAUCACAGUAUGAGCAACAGCACUGAUUGGUUUCUCAGAGAUUUGGAGACAUUACGCAGCACCUACCCGCCAGAACUCGCCUUCAAUCGAAUUCGACUACUCGUACUAUGGGAAAUUGAGAUUCAAUUUCUCAUUGUGUAUAUAAAUAGAUGCAGAGCUGAUCAGUUUGCAAUGUUCAACAUUCCUCGACCAAUGCCCCUUCGAGCAAGAGAGGAAUAA
Messenger RNA from Caenorhabditis bovis, 600 nucleotides. NCBI's taxonomy places the organism in Eukaryota, Metazoa, Nematoda, Chromadorea, Rhabditida, Rhabditidae. The record is from the annotation of a GenBank genome assembly.